CUCGCCAAAUAAACAUUAAAAUCAUUUUACGAGUAAAAUAAAAGAAUCAAUUCAAGAUUGAAUUCAUGGCUUCCGUGAAAUUCUCAUUGGUUCUUUUAUUGGCUCUCACCCUCUCCUUCCAAGCCAUUGUUUUCGCUGAUAUUAUCUGCGAGAACUUGCCCGAAAAUGUUUGUGCCUUUUCUGUCUCAUCCUCGGCAAAGAGGUGCGUGUUAGAGAACUUGAUCGAGGACGACGGGAAAGUGGAGUACCAGUGCAAGACGUCAGGGGUGGUGGUCGGGAAUAACGUAGCGGAAUACAUAGAGACUGACUUGUGCGUGGAAGCAUGUGGGGUCGAUCGGGAAUCUAUUGGCAUGUCGUCGGAUUCCUUGCUUGACCCCACAUUCAUGACUAAGCUUUGCUCCCCCGCAUGUUACCAUAAUUGCCCCAACAUCGUUGACCUCUACUUCAACUUGGCCUUGGGUGAAGGAGUGUUCUUGCCCAACUUGUGCCAGAAGCAAAGUGGUAGCCUCCAACUUCAGAGCGACGGUGCUACUACUGCUGCUACUCCACGCCGCGGCAUGGCUGAAAUUUUCGGCAAUGCUGUGGCGCCUGUUGCUGAUACCGCUACUGCUGCUACUCCACGCCGCGGCAUGGCUGAAAUUUUCGGCAAUGCUGUGGCGCCUGUUGCUGAUACCGCUACACAACAAAGCUAUCCUCGUCGUGCCAUGAUUGAGAGCAGUGACAGGGCAGAGGCACCUGCCCCCAUUUCUAGUGAUGAUCUUUUAUAUUAGAGACAUUAUCUCUAUUAUAUUAGUUGUUGGGGGAGGGGAAAUGAUGGUAUCAUUGUAUAAUUUGGUUGAGGUUUGGGAUUUUAUCUCAAUAAAAGUUUGGAUCUUAUUAACUUGAUCUUUGAAUGAGAAUUA
Ipomoea triloba (trilobed morning glory) is the source of this 902-nucleotide messenger RNA. RefSeq lists its product as uncharacterized. Bases 66 to 770 code for a protein of 234 amino acids. The record is from RefSeq and is a predicted model, not a curated record. The transcript has a single exon. NCBI's taxonomy places the organism in Eukaryota, Viridiplantae, Streptophyta, Magnoliopsida, Solanales, Convolvulaceae.